CACGCUCCUUCCCCAAACAAAUUUUGGGUUUUGCCUUUGCCUUGGCUUGGAUGCUGGUCAGUGUGUUUUCUGUCCUUGUGCAGGAAAGAGCUCCACCACUGGCCCGCGCGCCUGCCCUCCAUCCCGCAGGCCGGCCCCCUGGGACCUGCGACAUGCUGCCACCCAACUGCUCCGCGCACAGCGCCGCGGCGGACCUGGCGGCGGGCUCCCUGCUGCUGCUCGAGUGCGUGCUGGGCGCGCUGGGCAACGCCGUGGCGCUCUGGACCUUCUUCUUCCGCCUGAAGGUGUGGAAGCCCUACGCCGUCUACCUGCUCCACCUGGUGCUGGCGGACCUCCUGCUGGCCGCCUGCCUGCCCUUCCACGCCGCCUUCUACCUGAGGCACAAGACCUGGGGCCUCGGACCCGCGUCCUUCCGAGCCAUGCUCUUCCUGCGCACCCUGUGCCGCGGGGCGGGGGUGGCCUUCCUCACCGCCGUGGCCCUGGACCGCUACCUCCGCGUGGUCCACCCCAGGCUCAAGGUCAACCUCCUGUCUCUGCGGGCGGCCUGGGGCAUCUCGGUCCUGGUCUGGCUCCUGAUGGCCGCCCUCACCCACCAAAGCGUGUUCCCGGCCGAGGCCGAGGGCCCCGGCCUGGAGCCCGGGACCGCGUCCUCCUUUGGCUGGAUCUGGCAGGAAGCGCUCUUUUUCCUCCAGUUCAUCCUUCCCUUCGGCCUCAUCCUGUUCUGCAACGCGGGCAUCAUCCGCACUCUGCAGAAGAGGCUCCGAGACCCAGACAAGCAGCCCAAGCUGCAGAGGGCCCGGGCGCUGGUGGCGGUGGUCGUGGUGCUCUUCGCGCUGUGCUUUCUGCCCAGCUUCCUGGCCCGCGCCCUGCUGGCCGCCUUCCGCGGGGCGCAGCGCUGCGGGGCCCUGCGCGCCCUGGUGCCCGCCUGCGACCUGACGGACAGCCUCACCUACCUGCAGGGGGCGCUGAACCCCGCCGUGUACUGCUUCUCGAACCCGGCCUUCCGGCGCUCCUACCGCAAGCUCUUCUACACCCUCACCCGCCCGCUCCGGGGCCGCGGGCGGGAAGCCGAGGCCCGGGGCUGCGAGCUCAGAGACUCCGACUCCUGAGGGCACCUGCUCCCGCCCGUUCCCAGCGCUGCAGGGCUGAGCAGCCCUGCUGAUGAGCUCGGAUUUUGCGCUGCAAACCCCGCACAAGUGCGCCGUCCUCGAGGACUUCCUCCGGCUGCUCAGUUGCAGAGCAGCAAAGCCAAAGGCGCGAGCGGAGCCUCCUUUGCGCAGUUUGGUCCUAAACUGCUGCGGGCCCAUCACAGGACGGAGGCGGCCCGGGAUGCGGGAGGAGGAAGGCCUUGUUGCCGGUGAGGUUCUGGCGAGUCCCCUUAGCUGCCUAUGCUUCUUCGUACGUGCAAA
Messenger RNA from Phacochoerus africanus (Common warthog), 1409 nucleotides. It is a transcript of the gene GPR31, whose product is annotated as G protein-coupled receptor 31. The coding region runs from base 51 to 1109 and encodes 352 amino acids. The transcript has a single exon. The record is from RefSeq and is a predicted model, not a curated record. Gene Ontology annotation, biological process: G protein-coupled receptor signaling pathway. Gene Ontology annotation, cellular component: membrane. Gene Ontology annotation, molecular function: G protein-coupled receptor activity. Lineage: Eukaryota; Metazoa; Chordata; Mammalia; Artiodactyla; Suidae.